CAUUUCAUUUCAUUACUUCUGCCAUAGAGCGCGUGGUGUGUUCGAGUUGUAAUUUUUAUUUUCAAAUUAAGUAAAAGAUAUUAAAUAGUCAUGAAGGGCGACAAGAAAGUCGACGUACAAACCCUUAAGGAUCUCGCAAAUAAAUUAAGAAUCGACAGCAUCGUAGCAACAAAUGCCUCAAAAUCCGGACACCCCACAUCAUGUGCUUCAAUGGCGGAAAUUAUGUCAGUGCUGUUCUUCCACACCAUGAAAUACAAGAUAUCCGCUCCAAGGGACCCUUCUGCUGACAGAUUUAUACUUUCAAAGGGUCAUGCAGCACCAAUCCUGUAUGCAGCAUGGGCUGAAGCUGGUCUCUUUCCCGUGGAUGACCUGAAGAACCUUCGCAAGUUGGACUCGGACCUUGAAGGUCACCCCACUCCCAGACUGAACUUCGUGGAUGUGGGCACUGGCUCUCUAGGACAAGGUCUAGCUGUGGCUGCUGGUAUGGCCUAUGUUGGGAAAUACUUUGAUCAAGCUCCAUACAGGGUAUACUGUCUGGUGGGAGAUGGAGAGGCAGCUGAAGGCAGCGUGUGGGAGGCUCUACAAUUCGCCAGCCACUACAAACUUGACAAUCUGGUUGUGAUCAUUGAUGUGAACCGCCUCGGACAGUCUGAGCCUACAGCUCUGCAGCAUCAGAUGGAUGUAUACGAUGCACGCGUAAAGUCCUUCGGCCUCCACUCCAUCGUAGUAGACGGCCACGACGUAAGCGAGCUGGUGAAGGCCUUUGAUGAGGCGGCAUCGGUGACCGGCAAACCCACAGCGCUGCUCGCUAAGACAUACAAGGGUCGCGGGUUUCCCGACAUCGAGGAUAAGGACAAUUGGCACGGAAAGGCACUUGGUGCUGAGGGAGAGAAAAUUAUCAAGCACCUUCAGUCGCAGAUAAAGAACGCGUCGCCAAGUGUGCGUGUGAGCCCGCCGGCCGCACCCGCGCCUGCGGUGCACCUCGCUGACGUCACGCUGUCAUCUCCGCCGGCCUACAAGCUCGGAGAACUGCUCGCCACACGGCUCGCAUACGGGACCGCGCUCAAGAAGAUAGCAGACACCAACCUGAGAGUUAUCGCUUUGGACGGAGACACAAAGAAUUCGACAUUCAGUGACAAACUGAAGGCUGCUUACCCUGACAGAUACGUAGAGUGCUUCAUCGCUGAACAGACGCUGGUGGGCGUGGCCACUGGGAUGGCGUGCCGUGACCGUGCGGUCGUGUUCGCUUCUACCUUCGCAGCCUUCUUCACCAGGACCUUCGACCAGAUUCGCAUGGGCGCCAUAAGCCAGUCCAACAUAAACCUGGUCGGGUCUCACUGCGGCGUGAGCAUCGGAGAAGACGGACCCUCGCAGAUGGGUCUGGAAGACUUGGCGCUGUUCCGUGCUGUGCCCACUGCGACUGUCUUCUAUCCUUCUGAUGCCGUGUCUACGGAGCGUAGUGUGGAGUUAGCGGCAAACACGCGAGGCAUCUGUUACAUCCGUACGUCGCGACCCAACACUGCUGUCAUCUAUGAGAACGACGCGCAGUUCCAGGUGGGACAAGCUAAGCUGGUGCGCUCGAGUGCUAACGACCGUGUGUUGUUGAUUGGAGCCGGCGUGACCCUGCACGAGGCUCUCGCGGCGUAUGACACCCUGCAGCAGAAAGGUGUGAACGCACGUGUGUUGGACCCAUUCACGGUGAAGCCGUUGGACGAGGCAGCCGUGAUACAGCACGCGCGGGUCGCAGGUGGCCACGUGCUCGUCGUAGAGGACCACUACCAGGCAGGUGGUCUGGGUGAAGCAGUGCUGUCUGCGCUAGCGUUGGAGCGCGAUGUGGUGGUACAACACCUGUGCGUGCGGGAGGUGCCUCGCUCGGGCCCGCCCAACGCGCUUCUCGACCGCUACGGCAUCUCUGCCAACCACAUCGUCAGCGCCGUCGACCGCCUGCUGAGACUGUAAACACACGCACAAACGCUCACAACGUACUACCCCAUUGGCUUAUGUUCUCUUACGUACACACACAUACACACGCACGCUGGCAACGCUCCUGUGAUUCCUUUCUGGUGUUGCAAGAGAAUGUGGGCGGCAGUGAUCACCUAUCACCAGGUGACCCGUACGCUCGUUUGCCCUCCUCUUUCACAAAAAAACAACCACUCAUUUUUUUCACUUGAAUACGUAAUGAAAUGUCUCAUUUAUUCGUGCCGUUACACAAGUUUAUACACAUUCAUCAUACACAAUACUGAACAUAGCCAAUUGGGUUUCAUUUAACUAACACACACACAUGUUGCAUUAUGUUGAAUAACUUGUUAGUUAUUUACAUAAUUGUUGUUGAACAACACAACUAUAGUUAAGUAAAUGUUAGUUUAAGGGAAUAAAAUGAAUCAUAUAAUUGUGAAAACUUGGAUCGUACAUUCCGUAAAUUGGAUGUCUGUUGUGUAACGUUCCUUCCUAAUAUUCUUAUAUUAUUCUUGAUGUUAUGAUAUUGUCUAUUUGAUAUAAUAUGUACUUUAUAUUAAUGUAAGGGUAAUGUGUGCCUUAUGGAGUAAGGUAGGUUUGAUAUGAGGGUAGUUUUAGUUUUCAUAUAUUUUCUUUAAAAGCAGACUUCCAAUCGAUAUUUGAAUCAUUUAUGUUUCCAAGUAUAUUUACAAAAAAAAAUUAUUCCAAUUUUUAUUGACAAUAUUAAGACUGUUUAUUUUGUUGUUUUCCAUGUUAACAUUCCCAAUAAAGUAUUUUGAAAUUGAUAUAUAAUCAGUGGAUAAAAAAUAUUUUCAACUGCAUAUUUGGCUUCAUGUCGAAAUAUAACAGAUUUUGAAGAUUUGGGACCAACUAUUAUUUUUUUUUUGCUUUAUUACAAUAGAUGUAUUACAAUGUCUUCCGAAACAAUAAAAAUAAAAACUUUGGUUAUAUGUUAUAUAUUAUCGUUUUACAUUCUUGUUGCAUUUUUUGAAAUCACAUUUUUAAUAAAUAUUAUUCAUAAA
Leptidea sinapis is the source of this 2978-nucleotide messenger RNA. RefSeq names its product transketolase. The record is from RefSeq and is a predicted model, not a curated record. The coding region runs from base 91 to 1959 and encodes 622 amino acids. Gene Ontology annotation, molecular function: transketolase activity; thiamine pyrophosphate binding. The transcript is spliced from 13 exons. NCBI's taxonomy places the organism in Eukaryota, Metazoa, Arthropoda, Insecta, Lepidoptera, Pieridae.